Molecule: messenger RNA, 1023 nt
Organism: Nicotiana attenuata
Lineage: Eukaryota; Viridiplantae; Streptophyta; Magnoliopsida; Solanales; Solanaceae
Exons: 2
Coding region: 1-1023 (340 amino acids)
Source: RefSeq, a predicted model, not a curated record
AUGCAGCAAGCUAAUAAGGUGGAAAGAUACAUAAGAAGGAUAGGACUUGCUCAGGCAGUAGUAAAUGUAUCAAACAAAAUAUGGGCAUUUAUUGAUGAGGUAUAUGAAGUGGACAUUAUGUACAACAUGGUGCAGCAGUUGACUCUGAAUCUAUUUCACACUGAAACACAUGUAGUACUGAUCCUAACAUUGGUCUAUGCAAAAUGUGAUCAUAUUGAGAGAAUAGAACUGUGGGAUUCAUUGUAUGCAAUGGCAUCUGAUAUGACUUCCCCAUGGCUUGUAGGGGGAGAUUUUAAUGUCAUUUGGGAUGAAGAGGAGAAAUUUGGUGGUCUGCCAGUAUCACUGAAUGAAAUAGAUGAUUUUAGGCACUGUGUAAAUACUUGUAACUUGUCAGAUUUGGGGUUCAAAGGGAGCAUAUUUACCUGGUGGAAUGGAAGAUAUGAGGAUGAUUGUAUAAUUAAAAGGAUUGACAGGUGCUUGGGGAAUGUAGAACUGCAGGAAAUUUUUCCAGGUUUGGAGUUUACUCAUUUAUCUAAGACUUGCUCAGAUCACUGUCCCAUGCUACUGAAAUGUGAUAUUGGAACACAUCCUAUCAAGAAAACUUUCAGAUUUCUGAACUUUUGGACUAAGCAUGAAUCAUUUAAAGCAGUGGUGAAAGAGAACUGGACAGCAGAUUUUUGUGCAAAUCCAUUUGUGCUGUUUAACCACAAACUAAAGAAGUUGAAGAAGGUUUUAUCAUCAUGGAGCAGAACAACAUAUGGUGAUAUUUUUCAGAAGAUUGCUAGCCUAGAAGAAGUGGUGCAGGCAGAACUGAUGAAAUAUUUAGCACUAGAGGAGGAGUUCUGGAAGCAAAAAGCAGGAAUGUCAUGGUUCAAAGAUGGUGAUAGAAACACCAAGUUCUUUCAUGCUCAAGUUAGAGGAAGGAGGAAAAGGUUACAAUUAAAAAGGAUCCAAGAUAGUAACGGCAGCUGGUUGGAAGAAGAUGAACAAAUUGCAGAAGAGGCAGUUAAUUUCUAUAAGUAG